GUGGAAGGAAGGUCCUGGGAUGAAAUCAUAUUAUGAUAGCAUACAAAAUCAAUAAGGCUUUCAACUACAUAUUAUAAUUGACAUGCUAUUGACAGAUGAUCUCAUUCAUGCUCAUGCCAAUUUCACAAGUUAUACGGAAAAUCCUUGUUGAAUGCCAGCACAUCGAACUUUGAUCAGCCACCGUAAACACCUGAAGAGAAGCUGAAGAUAACCACAAACAAGUUGACCUCGAGCACGAAGAUGUCUUUUUUAUUCGGGCGAAGGCCGCGCCCAAACACGGUGGAUUUAUCAAAGCAGGCCAAGGACUUGAUACUGAGGCUCGAUGGCCCUGGAGGAGCUGCAAAGGUAUGCUUUAGGCGCAUUAGAAGGAGCAGUGAAUUAUGGAUGAGCUAACGAAUGGACAGGCGGAGGAGCUGGCGAAGGCUCUAUCUCAGAUGAAGUUCAUUUUGCAAGGGACACAGGGUAAUUUAUGCAAACAGGUCAAUUUAUUGUCACUUACUGACUGCUCCUUAGAAAUCGAAAGCACCCCCGAGCAAGUCCACCAGCUUGUAACUGGAAUGAUUCAGGAAGAUUUACUUUACCUCCUUGCCAUAAAUCUUUACCGUCUCCCUUUCGAAUCAAGAAAAGAUGCUCAGGUUAUAUUUUCUUACGUCCUACGGUUCCGUCCCGCGACAGCAUCACCGAAGAGUGAACCUAUGGCGCUUAGUUAUGUUAUAAAUAAUAGACCGGAGGUACUGGUUGAGCUAUGUAACGGUUACGAGCAUAAGGAAAGUGCUACACCUGCUGGGACAGUUCUUCGAGAGGUUUUGAAGAGUGAUGCUGCAGCAGCCAUCAUUCUGUACAAUGAUAUUAAGGAAGGAGAUGUUAGCACAAAAGGCUUGACUGCUAUACAACCAGAAAUCAAGCAGACUGGAGAGGGAGUUUUUUGGAAAUUCUUUAAUUGGAUUGACCAAGGAUCAUUCGAGGUUGGAGCAGAUGCUUUCACAACUUUUAGAGUAGGCAAUGCAGUCACGUUGGAAUGAAUAAAGCUAAUGCAGGCACAGGAACUGUUGACCAAGCACAAACAAAUCGUAGCACAAUAUUUGGCUACCAAUUUCGACCUGUUUUUCGAUAAGUACAACAAUAUUUUAGUCCAAUCAGCAAGUUAUGUUACCAAAAGACAGUCAAUAAAACUUUUGGGUGAGAUUCUUUUGGAUCGAGCCAACUAUACAGUUAUGACAGCAUAUGUUGAUCGAGGAGAGCAUUUAAAGAUAUGCAUGAAUCUUCUUCGGGAUGAGAGAAAGAUGGUGCAAUAUGAAGGAUUUCAUGUUUUUAAAGUCUUCGUGGCGAAUCCACAUAAAUCCAUGGCUGUACAGAGAAUACUGCUCAAUAAUCGAGAAAGAUUAUUGAAUUUCUUGAAACAUUUCUUAGAAGAUCGUACAGAGGAUGAACAAUUCAUUGAUGAGAGGGAGUUCUUGAUCAAGCAGAUAGAGAGAAUGCCACCACAACCUGUUGAGCCGGCACAAAAGCCUGCACUAUUAAUGGGACGUUAAGAGGGAGAAGUUAGAGAAGUUUAUAGACAGUGAUGAGAUGAGACAUAUGGGCAGGCACUGAUGGCUGGAUACGACAUGAACAUAAUCAUAAUCGGAGUUGGGAGCAUUAAGGUUUUGAAUGAAUGGAAUAGGGAGCAAUCAUUGUAAACAGCAAAGGCGUUUUAAAUCGUGGACGUUCAUAAAUUACAAACAUCAUGAAGUCUCAAAUAAAGGAUCAAAUCAAAUAGAAUACUACCUAGUAUGUUCAUAGAUAAGUUGCAGUUGUUAUAUGGAUUCUGUUUGCAUUGGAGGAGAG
This is a messenger RNA of Sclerotinia trifoliorum, 1827 nucleotides long. The record is from the annotation of a GenBank genome assembly. NCBI's taxonomy places the organism in Eukaryota, Fungi, Ascomycota, Leotiomycetes, Helotiales, Sclerotiniaceae.